Episyrphus balteatus (marmalade hoverfly) is the source of this 1631-nucleotide messenger RNA. It is a transcript of the gene Hinfp, whose product is annotated as histone H4 transcription factor. Gene Ontology annotation, biological process: regulation of transcription by RNA polymerase II. The transcript is spliced from 5 exons. Lineage: Eukaryota; Metazoa; Arthropoda; Insecta; Diptera; Syrphidae. Bases 118 to 1512 code for a protein of 464 amino acids. Gene Ontology annotation, cellular component: chromosome. Gene Ontology annotation, molecular function: chromatin insulator sequence binding. The record is from RefSeq and is a predicted model, not a curated record.
UGAAGCAAACAAGCCGCCACAAGUGAAAAGAAGUCACCAAAUUUGUUUUCAGUGAAUCUUUUCUGGGAAACAAAUUUGCAUUUUUGAAUUAUUUGUCUCAAAACAAUUUAUAAUACUAUGCCUAAUUUCAAUUUAAGAUCACAAAAAACUGUAGUAAUUCCUCGACCAAAACUUGUGACCAGGCCAGCAGUGGCUGUUAAAGAUUCUCCAAAAAUUGAAAAUGAAACCCAAGAUACCAAAAAGCAUGCUUUUUGUUGCAAUUGGAAGAAAUGCACAGAAGAGUUGAGUUCUAGCUUAGAACUCGACCAACACCUUCGCAAACACUUGGAAAACAUUCGUCUCAAAGCUCCUUACACUUGCAAGUGGAAUUCAUGUAAUUUUUCAUGCACUUGUUCAACUGAACUACAACGACAUGUCUACUAUCAUGGAUAUCACUCGACUUUGUUAAAUAUUGGCCGAGUUGAAUGCAAAAAAGCCAAAAUUCCAGAUUGUGCUAUCAUCGAAACUAACAAAAACUCUCUGCCAGAACUUAAGCAUAACUUUGAAUGCCAUUGGGUGAAUUGCAAUCGCAAUUUUGUCUCUGUUAUUGAGUUCCAAAACCACGUUGCCCUCCAUUCUUCCUUCGACUAUGAUAUGUUAAGGACACACGAAGAAAAUAUGCCUAAAGCAAGAUGCAAUUGGCAGUAUUGUAAGAAAAUAUUCAAUAACAAGUACCGACUCACAGAGCACACUCGAAUGCAUUCCAAUCAAAAACUAUUUGGAUGCUUUAACUGCGGCGAACUCUUUCGUACAAAAACAACAUUAUUCGAUCAUUGUAGACGACAGGAGAGUAAUAAUACACACAAAUAUCAGUGCGGACAAUGUUUUAAAUUCUACGCAACUGAGAAACUUCUGCGGAAUCAUGUGGUGACCCAUGUAAACUGUCUCAAAUGCUCAAUGUGUGAUAUGACUUGCAAUUCUUCCAAUGCUCUCGCCACUCAUAUUCGCUAUCGCCAUUUGAAAGACCGACCGAUUCGAUGUCCUGAUUGCGAUUACAGUUGUGUUACCAAGUCGGAUUUGGCUAAACACAAGCGACAUAUUCAUAUUAAGUGUACGCAACGAUGUGGAGAAGCCGGUUGCAGUUACACAGUUAAGUCGUAUCAUUCCCUUCGAAAGCAUUAUCUCGAAGUUCAUGCCAAUAGUCCAUCGAUAUAUCUCUGCCAUUGUUGCGAUAAGCUAUUUAAAUAUGGGAAUCUUCUGUCAAAGCAUUUGAUUGCUAAACAUAAAUUCCAAUUACCUUCGGGGCACAAACGUUUUACGUAUCGUAUUGAUGAAAAUGGCUUCUAUGUUCUGGAAACAACACGAAUAGAAAGCUUAGAAGUGACUAGACAAAUUUUGUCUCCGGUUAUGUUUGAAGUUUCCGAAUUAACUGAAGAUAGUAAUUGUGAAGUAGUAAAUAAUGAAACUACGUCUAAAUCUAAACAAGACUCGCUUCAACAGUUGGUUACUAUAACUCUUGAUGACGAAGACUGAUUAAUUUAAAAAAAAUUUGAAUUAAGAAACAAGUGGGACAUUGUUGUAAUAAGAAAACAUGUAUUUGUUUUAAAAGUUUUGAAAUAAUUUAAUAGAUAAAUGUAUUUUUUUUUUUUCAA